Messenger RNA from Sapajus apella (tufted capuchin), 3039 nucleotides. RefSeq names its product zinc finger protein 367 (gene ZNF367). NCBI's taxonomy places the organism in Eukaryota, Metazoa, Chordata, Mammalia, Primates, Cebidae. The coding region runs from base 606 to 1643 and encodes 345 amino acids. The record is from RefSeq and is a predicted model, not a curated record. Gene Ontology annotation, molecular function: ionotropic glutamate receptor binding. Gene Ontology annotation, biological process: homophilic cell-cell adhesion. The transcript is spliced from 5 exons. Gene Ontology annotation, cellular component: cell-cell junction.
CCCGGCAAGCGCGGACGCCGCGCGCUCCGCUGGAGUUUCGAACGCUGUUGGCCCCCGAGACAGAAAAAAAUAUAAGAGCGGCGGCCAAUGGCGAGGUGGGAAGGACCCGCGCGCAGACCCGGCCCCGCCCCCGCCGGAGGGACAGAAGGCCGGGCCUGGCCAUUGGCUCGCGCCGCCUGUCACUCGUCGGUGCGACCAGCGGGCAGCGGCCUCGCGGUGACUGGUUCCGCCCAGGCGCGAAAUGUAACGCGGGAAAAGCCAGGGCAGGCACCGCGGCGGCAGGUUGUUAUUUUUGGGGGCUCAGCGCCGCGCGUCCUGCUUUCCUGUCACCGCAAGUGCCCGGCAGUCCGCCGCUUCCCGCGGUUGCAGCCUGCGCUGCGGCGUACGAAGAGCGGAGGGCGCUUGACCUGGGGCCGGGGUCCAGCCCUGCCCGCCCGUGCCGGCCGCUCAGUUCCUUAGGUGGCCGCUGCGCAGGAUUCCGGGACGCGUCCGUCUGCAAUGAGCCGGCAGCACUGAGCCGGCGACUCGGAGCAGAGCGAGCGAGGGACAGAGCGGUGCUCAGGGGUGCGGCCCGGGGCCGCCGGAGCUGCGGGUCGGGCCGGGCGAUGAUCCGGGGCGUGGAGGCGCCCAUGGCGGAGAACCCGCCGCCGCCCGUCAUCUUCUGCCACGACUCCCCGAAGCGGGUGCUGGUGUCGGUCAUCAGGACGACCCCGAUCAAGCCUACGUGCGGAGGGGAGCCGGAGCCGCCGCCGCCGCUCAUCCCCACCAGCCCCGGCUUCAGCGACUUCAUGGUGUACCCGUGGCGCUGGGGCGAGAACGCACACAACGUGACGCUCAGUCCCGGGGUCGCGGGGGCCGCCGCCUCGGCCGCCCUGCCCGCCGCCGCCGCCGCCGAGCACUCGGGGCUUCGGGGCCGGGGCGCGCCCCCGCCUGCCGCCUCGGCCUCCGCCGCCGCCUCGGGAGGUGAGGACGAGGAGGAAGCGAGCAGCCCAGACAGCGGCCACCUCAAGGAUGGAAUCCGACGUGGUAGACCCAGAGCAGAUACUGUCCGCGAUUUAAUAAAUGAAGGAGAGCAUUCAUCCAGCAGAAUCCGUUGUAACAUCUGUAAUAGGGUAUUUCCACGGGAGAAAUCGCUCCAGGCUCACAAAAGGACUCAUACAGGUGAGAGGCCUUAUCUGUGUGACUAUCCAGACUGUGGAAAAGCCUUUGUUCAAAGCGGACAGCUCAAAACACAUCAGCGUCUUCACACCGGAGAGAAACCUUUUGUUUGCUCAGAAAAUGGCUGCUUGAGCAGAUUCACCCAUGCAAACCGCCACUGUCCGAAGCACCCGUAUGCCAGGCUGAAGAGAGAGGAGCCCACGGACACACUCAGCAAGCAUCAGGCUGCCGACAACAAGGCCGCGGCCGAGUGGCUGGCAAGGUAUUGGGAAAUGAGAGAGCAGCGCACUCCUACCUUGAAAAGCAAGCUGGUUCAGAAGGCUGAUCAGGAGCAGCAGGACCCUCUGGAAUACCUUCAGUCUGAUGAAGAGGACGACGAGAAGAGGGGGGCCCAGCGCCGGCUGCAGGAGCAGCGGGAGCGCCUGCAUGGAGCCCUCGCGCUCAUAGAGCUUGCCAACCUGACUGGGGCGCCACUCCGACAGUAGCCUGGACACUGACUGUUCCACUGUACAGAAUUACUGCCCAGUGUACUUAAAAAGUAGAUCCUUGGGCAUAAGCUCAGCACCUUAUUUGCUUAUCAUAGGCUGCUAUUCUGUAGAAAUUUAUGAAGAAUGUUAUUGCCCCAGAAUAUGGGGUGAGAGAGAAAUGCACUUUUUUUAUAUGGAAAUAGAUUUGAUGUAAAGUUUAAAAUAUUUUGUAAAUAUGGACUGCACAGUACAGGGUAGAAAAUGACAGAUUGUGGGAAGCUAGAUUUUGCAAGUUUAAUGCAUUCAUUGGAAGUAGUUCUCACAGGAAGCACUUUCUGAAUAAGACACUUGCAUAAAAAACGGAAUGGUACAAAUAACCAAAGAAGGUUGAAACAGAUUAUUUAUAAGAUCAUUUUUAACAAUGUAUAUUGGUAUGUUUAACAAUACUGUAAACACUGAAGCAAGCAAGAAAGUAUAAGAUAUGUAAGAUAGAUAAUUUUAAAUUGCAAAAUACUGCGCCCACUAAGGCUAGAGAAAUGGAAGGCUAUUUUGGAAGAUGUUCUAAGUAAUGGACUUAGAAGAAAAUAGAUAUUUGAAGAUCUUGGUAAGAUGCACAAUAGCUCAGAAUUUUUGAAAUUGGAGCAAAAUCAGUCUUAUUCUAUCUUUCUGGGGCUUUACAACUCAGUAUAAUGUUUAAGUUUGAAAAGCGCUUGUCAUCCCUAGCAUGUUAACUUGGGAACUUUUGCACAUUUCAUAUUUCUUAUUGGCUGAAAUUGAGUGAUUAAUCUUGCAAAGUCUAGGUAACAUAGUGAUUGUUAAUUUUAAAAGUAACAUUAAGGGCCCUGUAAUGAGAUUUGGCACUUGGAUUUUUACUAAAGGGACACCUACAGGGUUGUUUUGUAGUGAAAUGUUUUAGAUCUUUUGUUAGCAAACACUACAUUUUAAUUGUACUGCUUGUUUAGAAUUAUUAGAAAAUUGAAGCCUCCAUAUUUAUAUUUUCAGUGCAUAAAGCCACUUUCUUGCUUUACUUCAGAGUAACAUGCCAAGCUAUUUUAUGUUCACUAAAUUUAGCUAUCAGUUAAACACUGCAGAAAAUAUUAGCUACUCAAAUAAGUAGGCUUCUGAAAUAGUUUUAACUGCAAGUGUGUUAACUUGUAUGGUGGUUUUAAGCCAUUUUUCUAAAUAAAGUUAAACACCACUUUAUGACUGAAGCAUGAACAGAAAAAUCAAGAGCUGAGCAGACCACCUCCUUUACGUAGGCAAAAACUUCCAUCAUUUUGGCUUUUGACAUGCAUAGCAUGGUAAUUUACAGAUUGCUUAAUUGGAGUAAAACUCAUAGUAGUAGAGGGAAAUAUGGGCUCUUCAGUGCCUUUUUAGCUUUUUUGAGUUGAAAGGGUUCCUACAGAUGUAGUUU